AUGUAAUCUUUAAAUUAAUUAAUUCAAAAUCAAGAAAGAGAAAUUAACUAAGAAUAUUCUUCACAUUCACAGAUACAAUUAACUUUAAAAGAAAUAAAGUAAUAAUAUUACAGAAAGGAUGAUUUCUAUUAAGUAUUAACUUAGACUAAGCAUUUUGAUGGAACGUACCUUAAUUAGCUACUUUAGUUGCUGAAAAUUAAGAAGAUUACUAAUUGUUUAGAGUUCUUUAAAAAUUAAAGUCAGUUGUAAUAUAUCACUUCUAUGAUUAAAAACGUUAGUGAAAUAAACUUUAAUAAGAAGAAUUAUUCAACUGAGAACUAUGAUUAAAUUAGAAAGGACUUAAUAAAAUAAAUAUCUUAUGAUUAGUUCAUAAUUGAAUUUUUGAAAUUCCUCGUACGUCUGACAGCCAUUGACGAGAGAUUUAUCUAAAGCGGAUCGAACUCACUCAAUUUAUUAGUAGAAAUGAAAGUGGAUUUGAGAGAACAAAGCUUUGAGAAUAUUAGGAUUAGAGAUACUUCUUUGGUUGGUGGAAAUUUUGUAAGAUGCAAUUUCAAUGGAUCAGAAUUUGAUAAUGUGGAUAUAAGUGGAAUGAACUUGAAUUAAGCUUAAUUGUUCAAUUGUAAAUGGAACAAUAUUAAAAUA
Messenger RNA from Paramecium octaurelia, 642 nucleotides. The record is from the annotation of a GenBank genome assembly. NCBI's taxonomy places the organism in Eukaryota, Ciliophora, Oligohymenophorea, Peniculida, Parameciidae.